This is a messenger RNA of Eruca vesicaria subsp. sativa (arugula), 395 nucleotides long. The record is from the annotation of a GenBank genome assembly. Lineage: Eukaryota; Viridiplantae; Streptophyta; Magnoliopsida; Brassicales; Brassicaceae.
AUGGCUUUGGUGAGAAGUCUAUUGGGGGCAAGGAAGAUUCUUGGAGCUGCAAUAACAAGCAAAAACGCAACCUCAGCGGCACCAAAAGGGUUUCUUGCGGUGUACGUAGGAGAGAGUCAGAAGAAGAGAUAUGUGGUGCCAAUCUCAUACUUGAGCCAACCUUCGUUUCAAGCUCUUCUCAUCAAAUCAGAAGAAGAGUUUGGGUUCGAUCAUCCAAUGGGUGGCUUAACCAUCCCUUGUCCUGAGGAAACCUUCAUCGAUGUGACGUCUCGGUUUCAAUGAUGACUAUCCAACAUAUUUUUAUUCAAGUUAGACACAUACUUGUUUCUUGUAAAUGGAGAAGAUUUUUUCUCUCUUUCUUCUCGAAAGAGUUAUUGUACAGUUUUGAAAGUAAA